Caenorhabditis briggsae is the source of this 309-nucleotide messenger RNA. The transcript is spliced from 3 exons. The record is from RefSeq and is a predicted model, not a curated record. NCBI's taxonomy places the organism in Eukaryota, Metazoa, Nematoda, Chromadorea, Rhabditida, Rhabditidae. Bases 1 to 309 code for a protein of 102 amino acids. Gene Ontology annotation, biological process: cristae formation. Gene Ontology annotation, cellular component: mitochondrial crista junction; MICOS complex.
AUGGGAUUCUUGUGGAAAACCGCGAAACUCGGAAUCAAAGUCGGUUUGGUCGCCGGAGCGGUGAAGUUGUCGAUUGACAACGAUAUUUGGUCGACGAACAAUGUUAAAGGAAGCGAGCUGUAUCAAAAGCUGAAAAAGUACAUUCUUCCUGGCACUGUCGUCUUUCCACAACAAUUGCCAACUGUCGAAGAAUGUCAACUGAAAGCCGGUGGAACGUGGAAUAAUGCUGUUGAUUCGGUCUUCACCACCAUCGAAAACGUGCCAUCGAGUGUGAACACCGUCGCCAAUCGUCUCAUCAAUAACAAAUAA